Messenger RNA from Ctenopharyngodon idella (grass carp), 1403 nucleotides. RefSeq names its product histone H1. Gene Ontology annotation, molecular function: DNA binding; structural constituent of chromatin. The coding region runs from base 73 to 675 and encodes 200 amino acids. Gene Ontology annotation, biological process: nucleosome assembly. Lineage: Eukaryota; Metazoa; Chordata; Actinopteri; Cypriniformes; Xenocyprididae. Gene Ontology annotation, cellular component: nucleosome. The record is from RefSeq and is a predicted model, not a curated record. The transcript has a single exon.
GCUGUUGGAUGUAAACAUUGUUUGUUUGACAGCUCUGUACUACGAGACAUCGGCUCUAAGUUUACUGAAACUAUGACAGAAACUGCUCCUGCUCCCGCGGCUGCUCCGGCCAAAGCCCCGAAGAAGAAGGCGGCAAAGGCGAAAAAGUCUGGAGCAAGCGUGUCAGACCUUAUCGUGAAGGCGGUUGCCGCUUCCAACGAGCGCAAAGGAGUUUCCCUGGCAGCUCUAAAGAAGGCUUUGGCAGGUGGUGGAUAUGACGUUGAGAAAAACAACUCUCGCGUCAAGAUUGCUUUGAAAUCUCUGGUGAAAAAGGGGGCGCUUGUUCAAACUAAAGGCACCGGGGCAUCAGGAUCCUUCAAGGUGAGCAAGAAACCAGCCGCCAAGAAACCCGUCAAGAAAGUUGUGGCGAAACCGAAGAAGCCAGUCGUGAAGAAGGCGGCGGCCAAGGCUGCGAAGCCCAAGAAGGCAGCAGUAAAGAAACCUACCCCGAAGAAAUCUCCCAAGAAAGUGAAGAAACCGGCAGCGCCCAAGAAAGCCACCAAAAGCCCGAAGAAAGUGAAGAAACCGGCUGUGAAGAAAGUUGCAAAGAGUCCUAAGAAGGUCAAAGCAGUGAAGCCUAAAGCCGCAAAGCCCAAGGCUGCCAAGGCGAAGAAGACAGCUGCCAAGAAGAAGUAGACUGACAGACUUCACUCCAUAAACCAAAGGCUCUUGUAAGAGCCACCCCAUCUUCACAGAAGUGCAAAUGUUCCUUUUGCAUGUAAGAAGGCCUAAUGCCUUUUUAAUAGACUGAGAAAAUGUUUUUAAGUGGGAUGUGACGCUGUUUUGAGCUGUCUUGUCGUAGUCUUAUUGCUUCUAAAUAUCACCAGCGCGAGCGAGCAGCACAAUGCUGUGGAAGACUUUUAUUAAGAUCGGUUUAUAUAAACACAUGACAGUCUCUACCUCUGUACCUGAUACAUAAAGCCGAUUACUUGGUGUAGAUUUUCAACCCUUCAGAGAUUAGAAGAGUCCGCUGGUUGGAAAGUGUCCAAAAUGUGCAUACAUUAGGCUAACAGUUUGUUCAAAGUUCAUCGUGUGCGAGCGUGUGUGCACGUGCGUAUGUGACUAAAAAAGUUAAGUGUGUUUUAUCACUAUGAUUCAUGUUAUAUUUAUAUUUUGUAUUGGAUUAUACGAGACUUUCCUGUAAAUACAGCAAUACAGAACAAACACUUAAUUUAUUAAUAGUUAAGCGAUGGUUUGUUGAAUGUUACUACCAAAGGCAAAAUACAUUCCAUCAGUGAAAAUAUUUUUUUUUUUUUUUUGUAUACUUUUUUCUUAACAUGUAUUCAUAAACUUAUAUUUUGUCCAUGAACCUGUUUUAGUAUAAAACUCCUAAUAAAAACAAAUAUGAUAUGAUAUCAGAAUGA